This is a messenger RNA of Saccostrea echinata, 5359 nucleotides long. RefSeq names its product sorting nexin-17-like. Lineage: Eukaryota; Metazoa; Mollusca; Bivalvia; Ostreida; Ostreidae. Bases 111 to 1439 code for a protein of 442 amino acids. Gene Ontology annotation, molecular function: phosphatidylinositol binding. Gene Ontology annotation, biological process: intracellular protein transport; signal transduction. The record is from RefSeq and is a predicted model, not a curated record. Gene Ontology annotation, cellular component: early endosome. The transcript has 16 exons.
UAUGUCAUUUUUCCAAAAUGGCGGAAGUUUAAGGGGUGGAAAAUUUUAUGACGAAAACACUGCCAUGAGUUGUGAGGUUUUUGACAGAGUUUGAUAAGCAACACACGAGGAUGCAUUUUUCAAUACCAGAUACACAAGAUCUUAAAGACGAAACGGGGUCGACAUACACGAGUUUCAACAUACACAUUAAUGGAGUUUUUCACUGUAGUGUUAGAUAUAGUGCUUUACACCAAUUUCAUGAGCAGCUUAAAAAGGAAUUUGGUGGAUUAUCGAUGCCCCCAUUCCCGCCAAAGAAAUUCUUAUCUUUGACGCCUGCAAAAGUGGAUGAAAGAAGACAAAUGCUAGAGAGAUUUAUUCAGAUCAUAAGCCAGGAUCCACAGAUUUCAAAUUCUGACACAUUUAAUGGAUUUUUUCUGAAAGCACAACAGGAGACCCAAAAGGAGCCAUCUGAGGCAGUGUCCCUUGAUGUCUACCUGAUGAAUGGUCAUAAGAUCACGGUCAAAAUCAUGUCCACAGACCAAACAGAGGAUGUUUUAGAGGCUGUUGCAUCACAGAUAGAACUGCCCGAUGAGUUUGUCUAUUACUUCGGUCUAUUUCUAGUUCAGAAAGAGGAAGGUGGAGAUAAUUCUAUCAUCAGAAAACUACAGGAAUUUGAAUCACCUUACAUUUCCUUGAAGUAUGCCAACAAUGUGGGCUCACACAGAAUUGUCCUGCGCAAAAGUAUCUGGGACUUGGCCUAUGAAGAUGACUUACUCGAUAAUAAAAUUGCAAUGAAUCUCCUCUAUGUUCAGGCAGUGAGUGACAUUGAAAGACAAUGGACACUGGGAACAAAGGAACAACUCCGUCACCUAGCAACAUUACAACAAAGGGGAUCCAAAAGGGAGUACUUGCGUCUUGCAAGGACCAUGAAGUACUAUGGUUAUAUACAGUUUAAACCUUGUGUAACUGACUAUCCUCAUCCUCACUCUCGUGUGUUCGUGGCUGCUGGGCAUCGAGAACUCAAUUUCAGGAUACAGACAGAUUCGAGCACAAUGAAGGAAGGAAGCUUUAAGAUCACCAGAAUGAGAUGCUGGAGAAUUACUACCUCUAUGCCUGAAUCCAAUGGACAAAUAGCCCUAGGUGGUCAGUCAAGCAAACCCAAGCUGGAGUUGUCAUUUGAAUAUUUAAUGGCAAAGGACACAUUGAAAUGGAUCACUAUAACCACAGACCAGGCAAUUCUGAUGAGUAUGUGUCUACAGUCAAUGGUGGAUGAACUGAUCAUGAAAAAGCAGGGAAAGAAAAUCAAAAAGCCACAAGACAGAUCCAAGAUGGAUUCUCGGACAGCCCAGCAAGAAAACAGUUAUCAGCCAAGCAAAGCUGUGGAUGAAAAGCCCAAAGGAAAGAAUAAGACUUUUGUUGAAAACAAUGCAUUUGAUACUAUUGGUGAUGAUGACCUUUAACCUACCUACUACGUCAACCAAUGAAAAAUCACCUCACAAAAGAGAGAGAUAGAAGAUGAUAUUACAAUACAGGAUCUAGUCAGAGAUAGAGAAAACAAGCGAUUUAUGAAUUUCAGAUAAAAAGGUGCUCAAGUUGAUAACCACAUUAUUUGAAAUGUAUAAUAGAUUGUACAAUAUACACGUUGGCAAACUAGCAUGUUUGCUUAUUUGUUGUUGAAACUGUACAUAUCCUUUUAAGGCACAUUACACCUACAUUGUAUAAAAAAACAAAACAUUCCAAUUUUUAGUGCAACCUUAAAGGUUGUUAAUCAAAAUAUCACUUUCUGUUACACCCAUGGUAUAUUUUGUACAGUGACCAAGUUUUAUGUUCUUGGGCCAGUAAUUUGAUUUUACAUGUAUAUUGAUGUUUUAAUUACAUGUAUGUUGUGUACUAAAUGUUACUUCCAUUCCAUAAUAUUCCUAAAGUAAUGCCAUAAAUAGCUUCACUCAUCAGCACUGAAUUUUUUCAGAACAGUCACCCUGGUAUAUUGUAUAUUACAUGUGUUUGUUUUCUACCAGUAAUCCAUAACUUAAGCAAAACCUAUCUUUGGCACUUCUAAUUUCUUCUGUGGAUUCACAAAUGAUUCCGCACAACAAAUUAUUGUGGGAUGUACUGUAUAUAGUUGUGUAUGUUUCAUACAUUUUAUUCUCUGUGGUUGCUUUCUUGAAAACAAGAAUGUUUUGCAUGAUGUUUAGAAUGCAUGGUUCCAAGACACUGCAUGUAUCAUGUAGCUGUUCCAUGGCAUAAACACAUGUACAUGUACCAUAAAAUCAAGCAUUUAUCCAAUGCAUUUGAGCAUUUCAUUUACACAACAAUGGUCAGAUUUGACACUCGUUAACAUAAUUCUGUAAAUACCGGUAAAAUAUUUAAUCAUAUAAAAAAAUUCAAAAUGAGCUUUUGAUUUAAAAUGCAUAUUUGAGUGCUUGCCUAAAUUAAUAAGGUAGUGCUAAACAGAGUUAUACCAAUGUGUAAAUACAUGUAUUAAACUGCGUGUCAUUUUAAUAUUAUCACUUGUUUUUCUUCAUGACAUAUUAAACUGAAAUUUUCUGUGCAAAACUGCAGCAUAAAUAUGGAUUGUCAAUCCAAAAUAGACAACUAUAUUUUCACAUCUUUUAACUUAAUGGAUAAGAAUAUACACAUAUUUUUAGUAUUUAAUCACUAGUAAGAGAGAUUAAUGUCAAUCUGUUCACAAAUUUUAUUUAAAGCCCAUUCUGUUGAAGUAAAUGAGACAACAAAUUUACAGUAGUUCAUUUCAUGUUCAAGCUAAUGUUCAGUUCAUGUUCAAGCUAAUGUUCAGAUAGAAAUUCACAAGACUUUGACACUGAUUUUAAAAAUUCUGUUUCUGUUCACUCUUGUUGAUAUGUUACCUUGACUUCAUGUAUUUGUUUUAUGUGCAAUAUUUUAUCCUUUGUGAAAUAAGGAAAUCUCACAUGGAUUAGAGUGUCUGUAUUCUAUUCAUAACCAAAGGCAGGCCAAAAAAUCAUAUCUGUCAAAUUACAACUGCAAAAAUUUUAUUCCCACCAAAGUUGUUCACCCCUUGCAUACAGAAAACUAAACAGCAUUCCGUAAUGCCAAGACAUUUCUGGUGAUUAUACUAGGUUUUCUUUUGUCUCAGUGGUUCUUAUUGUACACAAUGAAUGAAUUGGAGUAUUGUUUCACCAUCAAGAUACUAAAUCCUUAUGAGGCUUUUACUAGUAGAUUUUUAAAAAAACCCUUAGGAUAUAAUUCCAAGCAGAAACAUUGGGAACAAAUUUGAGGAAUUGGUUAGGUGUUGUUUGAAUGCUUCUUGUUUUAGAACAAAAGAUCUUGCCCCCUUAAACACUGAAGUAUUCAAACAAAAUAAUUAUAUGUUAAAUAUUGAUUUUAAAGAAGUAUUAUUAGUAGUAUUUGAUUAAGUUGUAGGUUGUGUUUAGAACCAUGCAGCUGUGAAGUAGAAAGUCUAAAUUCAGCAAUACAGUUAUUUUUAAGAUAAAUUUGUGGAUUGAUUUGUUAUUUAAAAUCCUGUAUGAAAUGAUUUUUGUUAUCUAGUUCUGUUAAUUAUAUUGUUGGAGAUACAUUAGUCUAAAAUAUGUUGUAUUGUCAAACAUUUUUUAAAAGUUUUGAAUACCUAAUAUCAUGAGAAAAGUGCCAUAAAUAAUUGUUAAAAUCUAGAAAGAUUGUAGUCUUUGUACCAAAUAACUACCUUUGUUCAUUUAUCAAUAACUUUUUAGCUCACCUCGACGAAGUCGAGAUGAGCUUAUGCUAUACCCCCGGCGUCGGCAUCGGCGUCGGUGUCGGCGUCGGCGUUAGCGUCUGUGUCCCAGGUUAAAGUUUUAGGAGCAGGUCCAUUCCCAAGUAACUACAAGCCCUACCUGGACCAAACUUGCAUGGAUGAUGCAUCUAGGGAUGGACACUACCACACUUGCUUCGGAUGCUGGAUCUGACCUAGAUUUACCGGAUGAGUGACCAGGUUAAAGUUUUAGGAGCAGGUCCAUUCCCAAGUAACUAUCAGCCCUACCUUGACCAAACUUGCAUGGAUGAUGCAUCUAGGGAUGAACACUACCACACUUGCUUCGGAUGCUGGAUCUAGUGUAGAUUUUCCGGAUGAGUGACCAGGUUAAAGUUUUAGGAGCAGAUCCAUUCCCAAGUAACUAUAAGCCCUACCUGGACCAAACUUGCAUGGAUGAUGCAUCUAGGGAUGGACACUACCACACUUGCUUCGGAUGCUGGAUCUGACCUAGAUUUUCCGGAUGAGUGACCAGGUUAAAGUUUUAGGAGCAGGUCCAUUCCCAAGUAACUAUAAGCCUUACCUUGACCAAACUUGCAUGGAUGAUGCAUCUAGGGAUGGACAUGGCCACACUUAGUUCGGAUGCUGGAUCUGAUGUAGAUUUUCCAGAUGUGUACCAGGUUAAAGUUUUAGGAGCAGGUCCAUUCCCAAGUAACUGUAAGCCCUACCUGGACCAAACUUGCAUGGAUGAUGCAUCCAGGGAUGGACACUACCACACUUGCUUCGGAUGCUGGAUCUGACCUAGAUUUUCCAGAUGUGUACCAGGUUAAAGUUUUAGGAGUAGGUCCAUUCCCAAGUAACUGUAAGCCCUACCUGGACCAAACUUGCAUGGAUGAUGCAUCCAGGGAUGGACACUACCACACUUGCUUUGGAUGCUGGAUCUGACCUAGAUUUUCCACAUGUGAGACCAGGUUUAGAUUUAGGAGUAGUCUCGUUCCCAAGUAACUAUAAGCCCUAUCUGGACCAAACUUGCAUGGAUGAUGCAUCUAGGGAUGUAAACUAACCAACCUGCUUCGAAUGCUGGAUCUGACCUAGAUUUUCCACAUGAGUGAAUUUUAGCCAUAUUUUAACCAAAUUAGCAUGGAUGAUGUAUCUAGGGAUGGAUACUUCCGGACUUGCCUUGGAUUCUGAAUCUGACGUACAUUUUCCAGAUGAGUGACCAGGGUAAUUUUUUGGAGUAGCUAUAUAAUAUUAUGGCCUGUUAUGAUUAAACUUGCAUAGAUGGUGCAUCUAAGGAUGAAAACUUCCAGACUUGCUUUGGAUGUUGGAACUGACCAAAAUUUUCUUGAUUACUAAACAGGUCAAAAGUUUUUUGAGCAGAUCUAUAAUUAAAUCAAACUUGCAUGGAUAUUGAUCUUGGGAUGUACCCUAACUAGAAAAAAAUAUGAUGUGAAAUUUGCCUUACAUGUAGAUAACAUUCGUCGAGGUGAGCUUCGUAAUCUUUGAUUACCUAUGUUUUUAAAAUCAUAUUGAUUUUUUUCAUAUUUUAACAGAUAUGUAUACAAAAAUUAUAAGAAACAAACUACACAGUAUCCUAACAUUUAAGAUUUUUUAUCACUGUUAUGUCAUUCCAUGUACAAAGAGAUAAAAAUAAAACUAAGAAAUGCUACUGUA